Messenger RNA from Helianthus annuus (common sunflower), 441 nucleotides. Its product is annotated as auxin-induced protein 22C-like. The transcript is spliced from 3 exons. Gene Ontology annotation, cellular component: nucleus. The record is from RefSeq and is a predicted model, not a curated record. Bases 1 to 441 code for a protein of 146 amino acids. Gene Ontology annotation, biological process: regulation of DNA-templated transcription. Lineage: Eukaryota; Viridiplantae; Streptophyta; Magnoliopsida; Asterales; Asteraceae. Gene Ontology annotation, molecular function: protein binding.
AUGGGACCUCAGGUGAUUGGGCUUGAGAUAACUGAACUUAGGUUAGGUCUACCGGGCGGGGGCGACAGUGGUGAGAGAAGAGUGAAGAAGAGGGUGAUUUCCGAAGGCGGGCAGGAGGUGGAUGUGGUGGUAGGGUGGCCACCGGUGGGGUUGUAUAGGAAGAAUGUUGUGGCAAAGUUGUACGUGAAAGUGAGCAUGGAUGGUGUACCGAUUCUUAGAAAAGUUGAUAUAAGUUGUUUUAAAGGGUAUUCUGAGCUUGGCAUGGGUCUUGAGAAGCUCUUUGAUUGUUAUGGAAUUGGUCAAGCUAUGGAAGAAGACAAUGGGAGUUGUGAAUACACAACAAUAUAUGAAGACAAAGAUGGGGAUUGGAUGCUUGUUGGAGACGUCCCUUGGCUGAUGUUUGUCGAGACAUGCAAGAGACUAAGGAUUAAGAGAAGAUGA